AUGUGGCUGUGGGCCGAACCAUUCUUGGAUUUGGGGGGUAUCCCGGGGGCGAGUGGGGGCUGCGGGUGGGGGGAAGAGGGGUCCCAGCAGGUGGGGAGGGGGAGGUGCCUCUCCCCUGCUCCCAGCCGGCGCGAGGCAAAGGCGAGGCUGGCCCAGCCACAUCUGCGCGGACAGGAGCUGCCGGCCGGGUCGCCCGCCCCGCACGCUGCCGGCCGCCCCCCACCGGCGCGCACACGCCCAGCCGGUUGGCUCGCAGACACGCGCUCGCUCUGCCUCCCCGGCCGGCCCCCCACGCCGCCGCCCGCCGCCGCCCCCGACUCCCCAAGGGUCCCGACUCCGGAAAGUGAGCCUCGGUUCUCCCCCCGGCCUGGCAGCCCGGUCCGACCUCCUGCGCGCCCCAUGCCGUCCCUCCUGCUGCUCGGGACCCUCCUGCUCCUGGCCUCGACCGCCCGCCAGGCCGGGGCACGCCCGUCCAACACCACAAGCGCCGAGCCCCCGGGCCCGCUGCCCGCCCUGCUGGCGCACCUGCGGCGCCUGACCGGGGCGCUGACGGGCGGCGGGGGCGCUGCGGGCCCGGGCGCCAACGGCACCAGGACCAGCACGGCGAGCGGGACCGGCGCGGCGGCGCGGGCGCCCCCUCCGGCCGAGCUCUGCCACGGCUACUACGAUGUCAUGGGACAGUACGACGCCACCUUCAACUGCAGCACCGGCUCCUACCGCUUCUGCUGCGGCACCUGCCAUUACCGCUUCUGCUGCGAGCACCGCCACAUGCGCCUGGCACAGGCGUCCUGCUCCAACUACGACACGCCGCGCUGGGCCACCACGCCGCCGCCGCUGGCCGGGGGCGUCGGGGGUGCCGGGGGUGCGGGCGGGGGGCCCGGGCCCGGCCAGGCCGGGUGGCUGGAAGGGGGCCGGGCGGGGGGCGCAGGGGGGCGCGGGGGCGAGGGCCCCGGGGGCAGCACGGCCUACGUGGUGUGCGGGGUCAUCAGCUUCGCCCUGGCCGUGGGCGUCGGCGCCAAAGUGGCCUUCAGCAAAGCGUCCCGUGCGCCCAGGGCGCACCGGGAGAUCAACGUGCCCAGGGCUCUGGUGGACAUUCUGAGGCAUCAGGCUGGGCCUGGGACCCGCCCGGACCGGGUACGAAGCAGCUCCUUGACCCCGGGGGUCGGGGGCCCCGACAGCAUGCCCCCGAGGACGCCCAAGACCCUCUACAACACCGUGAAGCCCUCCAAUCUCGACUGGCGUGCCGCUGCGCCACCCAGCCCCUCCUUGCACUACUCCACGCUGUCCUGCUCUCGGUCCUUCCACAACCUCUCACAUCUGCCCCCGUCCUAUGAGGCCGCUGUGAAAUCUGAACUCAACCGCUACUCCUCCCUCAAGAGACUGGCCGAGAAGGAUCUGGAUGAGGCCUACCUGAAGCGCCGGCACCUGGGGGAGAUGCCCCGCGGGACGCUGCCCCUGCACACUCUUCGGCGACCUGGCACGGGGGGCGGCUACCGCAUGGAUGCCUGGGGCGGCCCCGAGGAGCUGGGCCUGGCGCCCGCGCCCAACCCGCGGCGCGUCAUGUCCCAGGAGCACCUGCUGGGCGACGCGGGCCGCGCGCGCUACGAAUUCACCCUGCCGCGCGCGCGCCUGGUGUCGCAGGAGCACCUGCUCCUCUCGUCGCCCGAGGCCCUGCGCCAGAGCCGGGAGCACCUGCUGUCGCCCCCGCGCAGCCCCGCGCUGCCCCCCGAGCCCGCCGCCCGCGCGGGUCUGGCCGCGUCCCAUUCCAACUUGCUGCUGGGACCCGGGGGGCCCCCCACGCCGCUGCACGGGCUGCCCCCGCCGCCCGGCCUGCACCCGCACCACCACCACGGUCUGCACGGCUCGCCGCAGCCCGCCUGGCUGUCGGACGCCGGCGGGGGAGGGGGCACGCUGGCGCGCAGGCCGCCCUUCCAGCGCCAGGGCACGCUGGAGCAGUUGCAGUUCAUCCCCGGCCACCACCUGCCGCAGCACCUGCGCACCGCCAGCAAGAACGAGGUGACCGUCUGAGGCCAGGCCCGGGGGCUUGGGGGCUGCGGCCUCGCGGGGGGGCCCCCAUCCCAGCCCGGAUCCCUCAACACACUCCAGGGGCCUGGGACCCAGGAUCAGCCUGUGGCCAGGGGGCUGCCUCCGAGGACACUGCUUUGGAUGAAAUCGUCACCGGAGACAAAACCUCCUUCUGGGAUGUCACGGUAGAUAAGAUCCCUCCUCCUAUGUCACCGUUUGAGGCAAGGCCUCUUUCCCAUGACGUUAUCACAGAGGAAGAGCCCUGCCUGUGAGCUCAUCACUAGUGAAAAUGUCUGUGUUCUGUGAUGUCAUCACAGGGACAAAACCUCCUCCCCAUUAAUCCGUCACAGAAGAAUAGGCCCGCUCCUGAAGUCAACACUAGCGGCCAUGUCUAUGUUCCAUGAAGUCAUCACAGACUUUCUUCCUGGGAGGUCACAGCAGAGGCAAUGCCUUACCCUAUGACAUCAUCCCUAGAGACAAAGAUUCCUUCCUGUGAAUGUCAUUGCAGAGACAAGUCUCACCCUUAUGAUGUCAUCUCCGGCACCAAAAGGCCUCUUCUGACAUCAUCGCCAGGAAGAUAUUUUCUUCUGGAGAAGAUGCCUCUGUCUAUGAUGUUGUCACUACAGACAAAGCCAUCUUCCUGGGACACAUCGCAAGCAAAAUGCCUUGCCAACUGUGUCCUCGCUAUCCAUAGGACUGUCCACGACAUUGUCACAGGGACUCUGCCUCCUUCCUGUGAUGCCAUCUCCAGAGAAGGUGCCUUGCCCUAUGACAUUUUCAGAGGGACCGUGCCUCUUCCCGUGAUGUCAUCACCAGAGGUGACAACCUGCCCCUGGGGCACUCCAGGAUGAGGCCCCUUCGGUGGUAUCACCACUGGACUCUGCCUGCUCGGAGAUGAUGCUGUAAGACACCUGCACUGCUCCUGUCCUAUCAUGAGAAGGCAGGGCACGCCCAGAAUCCAUGACAACCCCCCAGGGUCACCAGAGAAAGUGCCCUGAGCUGAGACAUCUGAGGGAUGUUGUUGCUGCGGAGGCAACCCCACCCAGAGAGAAUGGUCUGACUGUAGGUUGUUGGCAGCAGGCCCCCGCUGAGGUUCUGUCCCGGGAUUGUGAUGACAUCACCACAGACACUGCCUGCUCUAGAGGGCCAUCAUUUGUGAUGGUGUCACUGGAGUUUCUGCCUUGUCCUGCCAUGACUUCACUUGGUCACUCCUGUCCCUGACAGCAAGGACAUGCCCUGCAGGACUUCCACCAGACUCUCCCUCUAAAGGGUGGCUGGGCCUCAGACCCCAUCCCUGUGCAGUGAUGUCACCUCCUGUGUGACUCCUCAAGGACAGGACUCCCAAGGAGGCCACUCUGGCCCACCAGCCUCCCAGAGUCGUGGGACUCACAGUGGCCCAAAAGCUGGCCUCGCUUCUUUCUGCCAUAACGAGAGACAUCAUUGCCUCUGUCAACAAACUCCUGGAUUUCUGUUGGGGGUGAGGUGGGAUGGGGAUGGUUGGGGUGUGCCCACUAUUGAUUUGGCUGAUGAUAUCAUCGGUGCCAUAAGACUUCCACCACUCAUGAUGGCAUUGUACCUGGGGUCAAAUGCUAACCAUGUCUGAUGAUGACAUCAUUUCCCAGGA
Molecule: messenger RNA, 3649 nt
Organism: Leopardus geoffroyi (Geoffroy's cat)
Lineage: Eukaryota; Metazoa; Chordata; Mammalia; Carnivora; Felidae
Gene: SHISA7
Product: shisa family member 7
Exons: 5
Coding region: 1-2028 (675 amino acids)
Biological process (GO): regulation of AMPA receptor activity; regulation of short-term neuronal synaptic plasticity
Cellular component (GO): postsynaptic membrane; postsynaptic density; dendritic spine membrane
Source: RefSeq, a predicted model, not a curated record